Pararge aegeria (speckled wood butterfly) is the source of this 1515-nucleotide messenger RNA. RefSeq names its product mitochondrial import inner membrane translocase subunit TIM44. The coding region runs from base 158 to 1468 and encodes 436 amino acids. Gene Ontology annotation, biological process: protein import into mitochondrial matrix. Gene Ontology annotation, cellular component: mitochondrial inner membrane. The transcript is spliced from 7 exons. The record is from RefSeq and is a predicted model, not a curated record. Gene Ontology annotation, molecular function: protein-folding chaperone binding. NCBI's taxonomy places the organism in Eukaryota, Metazoa, Arthropoda, Insecta, Lepidoptera, Nymphalidae.
UUUUAGAAAAAAAAUGGGCAAAUGAUUUAAUGUCGAUAAAAAUAAUAAAAACUAAAACCGAUUUUUGUGUCAAAACAAUAAAAAAUUGCAUUUAUAUUAGUGUAAUAAUAUAAAAAUCAAGUGCCUUAUAAUUUAGAUUCUACGCGAUCUAAUAAAUAUGCACGCAUGUCGACAGUUAAUUUACAAUCCAGGUCGCUGGAAGUGUGCAGUGCAGAUAAAUUUAAAAGCUCCAGUACUUACAAGCAAACCUGAGCAGUCAACAUUACUAGAAUGUCGCCAUUACUCAGCACGGAAAGGCUUUUUCUCAUCCAUCAUAGAAAAUAUAAAAGACGAGAUGGCAAAGAACAAAGACAUGAAGGAAAACAUCAAGAAGUUCAGAGAAGAAGCCGAGAAACUAGAGAAUUCAGAGGCUUUGCAGGCAGCGAGAAAAAAGUUCCAUGCAGUUGAGUCUGAGGCCUCCAAGGGGUCAGAGGUGCUGAAGGAAACCUAUGAGGGUAUCAAGGGUAAAGUGGGUCAUGUGCUGGAGGAGGCUAGCAAAUCUGAGAUUGCCAAAAAAGCAGGAAAAAUAACAGAAGACUUGUCAAAGAGUGCCAAAGUCGCAGCAGAGAGUUUUGCAGAUAAAAGUACCAAACUUGGACAGACUUCAGCCUUCAAAACUAUUUCACAAGCCACAGAAGUUGUGAAACAGGAAAUAUCCCACCGAGGCCUGGAAGGCAGAGUGUACACAUCACCAGCAGCGUUACGGAAACGAGUUGAGGUAGCGGAAGACGAGCGCACCUUCGCCCCGGACACGGAGACGUUGGGUGUGGAGCUGCACAAAGAUUCCAAGUUCUACCAACAGUGGGAGGAGUUCAAGAACAACAAUCAGUAUGUCAACAAGGUACUAGAUUGGAAAAUAAAAUACGAGGAAUCAGACAACCCUGUGUUCAGAGCAUCUAGAUUUUUCACAGAAAAAGUUGGCAGCGUAUUCGGCAACCUAUUCGAGAAGACAGAACUGUCCAAAACCGUCACGGAAAUAUGUAAGAUCGACCCAAACUUUACCUCGCAGAAGUUCCUCGAAGAUUGUGCGAAUGAUAUAAUUCCGAACAUUCUGGAAGCGAUGGUGCGAGGCGAUAUGGACAUAUUGAAGGACUGGUGCUACGAAGGUGUUUUCAACAUCUUAUCAACUCCAAUGAAACAGUGCAAGCAGCUAGGUUACAGACUCGAUUCAAAGAUAUUGGAUAUAGAAAAUAUUGAGCUAGUUAUGGGAAAGAUGAUGGACCAGGGUCCCGUGCUAGUCAUAACGUUCCAAUCCCAGCAAAUUAUGUGUGUGAGAGAUGCGAAGAACAACGUUAUAGAGGGUGAUCCAAAUAAAGUGAUGCGAGUCAACUACGUUUGGGUUCUGUGCAGAGACCCGCAGGAGUUGAACCCCAAAGCCGCGUGGAGGUUGUUGGAGCUGUCUGCGAAUAGUGUGGAACAGUUGAUAUAGGUGAACUGUGUAGUUGUAUAGAAUAAAUAAAUCGUUUCCUUGUUAAA